AUGCUUCUCGUUCAUCAGGCUGGCAGCGUCAAGAUCGGCGAAGUCGUCCGAUAUACCCUUACCUAUACGCCUAGCAAUGAUCGCAUCCUCCCUACACCCUCGCAUCUACAUCUGAAGGUCAAGAAUACUUCCGCGAUUCCACUGCGCGCGGCGUGGGUACACGGUCCGUAUGCGCUGCAUGUUUGCGCUUAUCCGUCCACUUUCAAUCCCCAUCACAAGGUUGAGCACCCAAAGCGGGAUGGAGUGCCGGAGUAUGAGCCGAUGGUGAAGGCCGGUGGGAGCUGGUCGAUGAAGCUGCUUGUUCCGGACCAUAUAAGGGAAACAGGCGCGGAUUUGGGACGAAGAUCACAAUCGCAGCAGUAUGGUGGCGAGGGCCAAGAAGAGAAGGGCAGUGUGACAUGGAUUGUGGAGAUUGCGUCGCAAAUUCUCUUCUCGAAUUCUGCUUCGGUAGGGUUUGAGGUGCUCGUUGGACGGGAUGAGAGGAGUCUAGAUCUGGGAUUUGCAGCGGUUGCUGGACAUGGACAUGGUGGACCGGGACAAGUGAAAGAUUUACAGUCUGAGAGAGAGAGGAAGGAGGCGAGAAGGAGAGGUCAUGUACAGAGUGAAGGGGUAUACUCGAAGGCUGUGAAAUUGGUCGUGGAAGAUACGGAAACGCUGUGGGAUAAGCCGCCUCUUCCCUCUUGGGACGACGACCAGAAGAAGUCCGCGAAAGGUACGGAUACGAAAGGCAAGGAUGAAGAGAGUAAGGCAAAGCAACAGCGGAAACGGAGGAACGUCCAUCUUGUCGUGGUCACACAUGGUCUGCACAGCAACCUUGGCGCGGACAUGCUAUUCUUGAAAGAGAGCAUAGAUGCGACUGUGAAGCAAGCUCGUGCUGAAGUCAAGAAGAGGAAAGAGAGCUAUGGAGCUGUUCGAAAGAACGAGAAACCUGCAGAUGCCGAUGCAGUGCCAGCAGGUGAGAAAUCAGCGGAUGGUGACAACGAGACCUCAACUGCUCCUCUGUCUGGUGGACAGGAGGAAUUAGACAAUGCUCCGGAUGACGAGGAAGAUGAUGAAGAGGAGACGAUCGUUCGUGGCUUCACUGGCAAUGCAGUGCGGACUGAAAAUGGCAUCCAGUACUUGGGCAAAAGGCUUGCUAAGUACAUUCUGCGCUUUACGUAUCCGGAUCAACCGUUCUUACCCAUUAAGAAGAAGUUCACGCGGAAGCUCACCGAUACGUUUACAAGCGAGGCAGACAAAGCGAAGCGCGACGGCAAAGCCGCACAUCAAGGGAGCAGUAUCCACGACGGGCAGAUUCAUGAUCCUGAAGAUUUGCCGUAUCGAUUCACAAGCAUAUCGUUUGUUGGACACAGUCUUGGAGGUCUCAUCCAGACAUACGCCGUCGCUUACAUCCACAAGCACAGUCCGACCUUCUUCCAGCAAAUCAAGCCUGUCAAUUUCAUCUGCAUGGCGUCGCCUAUGCUUGGACUGAGUAACGAGAACCCCAUGUAUGUCAAAUUCGCCUUGGAUUUUGGACUCGUCGGCCGUACUGGACAGGAUCUGGGACUGACGUGGCGACCUCCAACGCUUGCUAACAAGGGGUGGAACGCCGUGAUGGGAGGGUUCGGUGCCAGUUCCCAGAAGGAUAAGGACCCGAAUAAUAGGCAGGAGGAUCCUAGCGCGAAGCCUCUGCUCAGAAUAUUGCCCACUGGACCGGCUCAUCAGGUGCUCCGGAUGUUUCGCAACAGGACUGUGUAUUCCAACGUGGUGAACGAUGGCAUUGUGCCUCUUCGAACAAGCUGCCUUCUCUUUCUUGACUGGAGAGGGCUAGGUAAGGUGGACAAAGCGAGGCGAGAGAACGGCUUGAUCGGGACGGUGGCUGAAUGGGGCUGGGCUGAGCUCACGGGUGCAAACUCGUCGUCCAUCCCACCAAAUGUCCGCGCGGAGCAGGCCUUCGAAUCUGAGGAUGACGAAAAUGUUCAGACGCAGUCUGGGCAAGGUGCUGAUGUGCCUCUGCCAGCUGAAAACGAGACAGCCGAAGAUAACAAGCGAUCUACCAACCGCGUCAGUUACGAGGAAGAAGGCCCGUCUCGAGCAGGCACAAGCCCUGCUUCGUCCAUCACUAAGCAGCCAUCUCCUGAGCAGUCCAAGGGCAUGUGGGACACGGUCGCCAGCUUCUUCAAAAUCAGCAACACGCCAGAGCGCAAGCCUCUUCAGCAGAUUUCGAAGAAGACCAGCAAGGCUUUGCGGCGAGGACAGACCAUCUAUCAUUCCAACGAGGAGAGCAGUGACAAUGUCUCUGAAAGCCGAGAAGAGACCUACUCGAAUCCGACAAUGCGCCCACACAUGGCCCACACACAUUCGCAUGCUUCAGCUAACGGCAAGCGACCUGCUGCUACGCGCGGAGAUAGCUUGACGAGCAAUCACACAGGAGAGUUGCAGGCUCCACCAAAGACAUCCAUCUUUGAGUCUGCGGGGGACAUUCUUCAUCCGCCUAUGCCUAGUAAGCAGUGGAUCACGGACCCUAGCACCCGCGCCCGGACUAUUUUCCACGACCGCGUCUACCACCCUGAAGACAUCCCACCGCCUCCUGUAAAGCGGAGCAGUACCCGAAUCAAUCUUUCAUUCGGAAACGAUUCCAGUUCCAAAGGUAGCGUCAAGUCCGUCGCCUCCGACCAGACCGUGAAGACCAUUGACAGCAGUGCGUCUGGUGAAAGUGGCGGUAUGAAAGUCGAGGAGAAGAUUGCUCGUGCCUACCACCGAGACAUCAGCUGGCGCAAGGUUCUGGUUCGACUUGAGCCAGACGCACACAACAACAUGAUUGUUCGACGAAUGUUUGCCAAUGCGUAUGGGUGGCCUGUGAUCAAGCAUCUGUGUGAUACGCACUUUGCCGACACUUACACGGCCACUACUCGAGACGAGGAAGAGCCGGCGAGAGAGCGAGCAAAGCCUAUGGAUACACCAAUCGAUGCGCAGACAGGAGAAGAGGUAAGGAAUCAACGGGAUAAGGUGUUGCCGAGGACGCAGAGCGAGGCCAGAGAAGCGAGAGAUGAAUUGGCCGACCUCAACACCUCGCGCGAUGGAGUUCAGUCUGGCUUCUCUUCAAGAUCAUCUAGGAACCCUGUGCUAUACAGGCAGGAUUCCACGGUUUGGGACGAUUCGUACUUUGAGGGCUCUGAUGGCGAGGAUAGCGAUGCUGUCGAUGAAAGGAACCUCGUUGCAAAGAUCCUCAAUCCGAAUGCGCCUAUCAAGAAGCCAGAACCCCUCUAUCGCCGCCGCGAGGCUUCUUCCAGCGAAUAUCCCUCCACUCCUCGCUCUCCGACUUAUACAGACGGCCAUCGAGGUCUAGCACCAAUUUCGCCCCGAUCACCACGCAGUCCGCGAAACUCGGAGGAAGUGAAAGCCAUGACUCCGACCAAGAAUUCCACCAAGUCUACUUUUGAUGCGCAAGACGUUGAAGAGCCCAUUGUUACGAACAAACUUGUCGAAGAGCCUGAGCCGUUGGAGACUCCGACUUCGCCUGGCAGUGUUGUUGCGGAUGUUGGAUUGAGGAAGAGUGUGGAGGCUCAGAUUAGUCCGAGUAUUGCCAAGGCGAAGGCUGAGAAGAGUGGGAAGGAGGAGGGUAUGAGCACGUUGCCUGAUUAA
This is a messenger RNA of Lecanosticta acicola, 3624 nucleotides long. NCBI's taxonomy places the organism in Eukaryota, Fungi, Ascomycota, Dothideomycetes, Mycosphaerellales, Mycosphaerellaceae. The record is from the annotation of a GenBank genome assembly.